Messenger RNA from Musca domestica (house fly), 569 nucleotides. RefSeq lists its product as uncharacterized. Lineage: Eukaryota; Metazoa; Arthropoda; Insecta; Diptera; Muscidae. Bases 90 to 569 code for a protein of 159 amino acids. The record is from RefSeq and is a predicted model, not a curated record. The transcript has 4 exons.
UUAAAAACAUUACUGAACAUAUCAUCGAAUUACAAAUUCAACUUUAUUAUCAAACAUUAAAAACAAAAAAAUAAAAUUAAUUUUUAAAAAUGGGAUUACGCACAUCUUUUGGAAAUUGUAUUGGCUGGAUCAACAUAUAUUGGUGGGGAUUUAUUGCCAUUAACAUUAGUUUCUUUUUGCUUAUAAUUGCCAUGAAACAAAUGUUUAUAACGAAGGAGAGUUUUGAGGAAGAAGAUGCAAUUGCCUUCACCUGGUUUUGCAGUGUUGCAUUUGCGGUUUGUGUUUUGAUUAUCACAGUAUCGGCACUUCUUGUCAGGGGCAUUAAAGAGAAGCGUCCAAAAGCAAUGAUUCCUUUCCUUCUGUUUACAUUCACUCAAAUAAUUGCCUACCUAUGUGGUGCCAUUGUUAUAUCAUUGAGCUAUGCUGAUAAUACAGUUCUUUUUGUUCUUGUGGUCAAUAUGGUUAUACAAAGUGCAAUAUUCAUACCCAUAUUCAGUCUUUAUCGAACAAUGCAAAAGAAGCGAUUUCAUAAUCCUGCAGAUAAUACAAAAAAUGCUAAUUCAAUCUGA